This is a messenger RNA of Ailuropoda melanoleuca (giant panda), 2855 nucleotides long. RefSeq names its product barttin CLCNK type accessory subunit beta (gene BSND). Gene Ontology annotation, molecular function: chloride channel regulator activity. Gene Ontology annotation, cellular component: basolateral plasma membrane. The transcript is spliced from 4 exons. The record is from RefSeq and is a predicted model, not a curated record. The coding region runs from base 87 to 1043 and encodes 318 amino acids. Lineage: Eukaryota; Metazoa; Chordata; Mammalia; Carnivora; Ursidae. Gene Ontology annotation, biological process: chloride transport.
GCGGUCCCGGGGCGUCGUCCUUCCGUGCGAGCGCGUGCGGGGGUCUGCACGGGUUCGCCAGCCCCCCUCAAGCCGGCCAGGCGGCCAUGGCCGACGAGAAGACAUUCCGCGUCGGCUUCAUCGUGCUGGGGCUCUUCCUGCUGGCCCUCGGCACGUUCCUCAUGAGCCACGACCGGCCCCAGGUCUACGGCACCUUCUACGCCAUGGGCUGCAUCAUGGUGAUCGGGGGUGUCGUCUGGAGCAUGUGCCAGUGCUACCCCAAGAUUACCUUCGUACCUGCUGACUCUGACUUCCAAGGCAUCCUGUCCCCAAAGGCGCUGGGCCUGCUGGAGAACGGGCUCGCUGCCGAGACGAAGAGCCCCCAGCCCCCAUACGUCAGGCUGUGGGAGGAAGCCGCCUAUGACCAGAGCCUGCCGGACUUCAGCCACAUCCAGAUGAAGGUCAUGGGCUACCGUGAGGACCCUCGCCCCCUGCUGUCCGCCAAGCCAGAUCAGCCGCAGCCGGGAGCCAGUGAUGGAGGGGGAGGCGGCCCUUGUGAUGCUCGGGGCUGGAUGGAGGCUGCGGUGGUCAUCCACAGGGGUUCAGAUGAGGAUGAGGAAGAACGCAACCUGACUCCAAGCAGGCCCAGCCUCCAGGCCUGUCUCCAGGGCCCUGCACCCUUGGCUUCCUUCCAAGAUGACCUGGACGUGGACUGCAGUGAGGGCGGCAGCCCCAAGCCCUCUCCGCCGGAGGGAGAGAAGCCUCACUGCCCGCCUCGGGAGCCCUGGGCCUGCAAGUGCCCGCCGGAGCGCUUCUAUGACUUUGCCCUGAUCGACGCCCCCACGGCGGAGGACGCGCCUCCAGAGGGCCAGCAGCGGGACACUGCCCCGUCUGGCUGUUGGCAGCCGUCCCAGAGGGCGAAGAAGGACGAAGAGAAGGCUUCAGACACAGGCACAGAGGAGCCAGAGCAGGAAGAGGAAGACUUGUACUAUGGGCUGCCGGACAGCCCCGGGGACCCCCUCCCGGACAAGGAACUGGGCUUUGAGCCCGAUGCCCAGGCCUGAGGUGGAUCUGCUCCCUGGGUUCUAGGCCCGCACCGCUGCUAACCCCCACGUGACCUCACAGGGCCUCAGUGUCCCUGUCUGCAAAAUGGGCUUAUGUGGAGGCUCAAACAAGACAGCAGGCCUGAGGGCACGUGGAGCACUCAAAGCAGUGCACGGGGAGGGGGUGCUUGCUGUCCAGGCUCUUCCACUCUUCGCUUUCUUUGGCAAAGCUUUGAAGGUAAAAUAUAAUUCACUGAGAAGAUUUGCAGCCGCUGGGGCCCUCGAGAUCCUUUUCUGCAUCCCCCCAAAGCCGGUCUCUGAACAGGACCCUCCUUGGUGCUACCCCGGAGGCCCUGAUCGUCUGCGAAGGCCUCUCAGGGUUCCCGUUUCUGUGGAGUCCUAUAGCCACCCCCGCUUCCCCUCCCCUGUCCCACACUCAGGUGGAUGGCGUGAUCUGUCUUCAUUCGGAGCUAACCACGUCUAUCCUGUCCACAUCCCUUCUGCAGCUCCCGUCGCCCCAGAUACAAAAUUUUCCAUACCUCACCUCCGCAGACCUCCCGACUUGCCCCUGGCCAGCCCUGUGCCACAACCUCUGCUCCUCCAAUUCCGAGCCCCCCUCCCAUUCCCCCAAGCCCGUCCCCAGCGGUCCCCUCCAUCAGCCUGCCCUUUGCUUCCUUGUCUGUCUGGCAAAUUCAUGCUCAUCCUUCAAGUCCCAGCACAGAUGUCCCUCCUCUGAAAGCUUUUCCUGAUGUGACCACCUCACGGAACGAGUUCCUUCCGGCUCCUCUAUGCCAGCUUUGGGCCUUGACCAUGGAUUGCUGGAGUGUGACCCCCCCACUCAAGGCUAGACCUCUGCUCUACCCAGCUCAGUACCUCCUGAGCUCAGAUCAGUGGUCUUCGAAGGCCUACAAAAUGGACCAGAACCUUUUGCAAAUGAUGCCCCCAUCCCCUAACUCUUAGACCCCCAGGCCCUUCACCCUCAGGCAGUCAAACCUCCAAAUGGCAUGCAUCGGAGUCACAAAGGCAGGCAGAAAGCCCCCAGAGAAAGCCCCUUCCCUGCAGAAUACACCUCCAUUGGCUAAGGAUGGGGGGUGAUAUGAAGCCUCUUGGCUUGAUUCAGUUUGAUUCGGGUGGCGUUUACUGAACAUCUACUGUGUGCUGAACGCUAAGCCAGGAUUUUUAAGGGGAGAGAGACAUGAACUGAUAAGGUUCUUGCCCUCCAAGAGCUUACCAUCUACUGAGCUUGGCGCCUUGAAAGUUAGGAACGGAGAGCAGAGUGCAAGCCAAGGAGGGAGCAGAGAAGUUAGAAAUGGAGAGUAGGGUCCAGAGGCAGCCGAGGGAUAACCACACAAUCGUCUGGCCCAUCAAAUGCAGGACAGAUCGCUCAGGCUGCCUGAGCAGGCCCUGAAGACCCCCUGUACCGCCGCUCCACGGUGUAAUGCUCGGAUCAGGUUGAUCGCUGCAAAGCGCCGGUGUGCCCCAGCGCGGACAGCAGCAGCUUCGGAGAAGGGGGCAGUGGCACGACUUCCCACCAGGUCUUCGCGCUCAGAACUUGCACCCUGGGCCACUGGGAGGAGGAGACCUUCAUCUAGGCUGGGCCUCUGGGUUGGGGGUGGGGAUCUCAGCUGAAGAAAGGGGCUGCCCCCAGUGCUGAGUCAGAAGUGCACGGCCGGCAGUGGGCUGCCUGGUGGCACCGUUGCUCAAGCCUCUAAUUCUAGGAUUUGGCUCAGGGUCGUGAGAUCAAGCCCUGCAUCAGACUUCGCACUGAGUACAGAGUGUGCUUAAGACUGUCUCUGCCCUCCCCAUCCCAAUAAAAUAAAUAAAAGCUUAAAA